Penicillium verrucosum is the source of this 2505-nucleotide messenger RNA. RefSeq names its product repressor protein. Bases 1 to 2505 code for a protein of 834 amino acids. The record is from RefSeq and is a predicted model, not a curated record. NCBI's taxonomy places the organism in Eukaryota, Fungi, Ascomycota, Eurotiomycetes, Eurotiales, Aspergillaceae. Gene Ontology annotation, biological process: chorismate biosynthetic process. The transcript has 2 exons. Gene Ontology annotation, molecular function: 3-phosphoshikimate 1-carboxyvinyltransferase activity; 3-dehydroquinate dehydratase activity; shikimate 3-dehydrogenase (NADP+) activity.
AUGCUCGAUUCCAAACCCUCCAUUCCUCCCAUGGCCGACAUCAAGUCCGACAUCCCCGCAUAUGCUAUCAAGGAAUCCCCCUCUCCCAUACUCCGCCCGGAGUCCGCUCCUCGCACCUUUGCUCCCAAUGCAUCCCUCGUCCUGAUCGGCAUCCGCGGAUGCGGCAAGCGCUCGCUAGGCUUCGUCGCCGCGACCGCGCUGAAGCGACGCUUCAUUACCGAAGACCACUACUUCCGAGAAGUCACGGGCGUCACGCGACAGGAAUACCUCAAGCGGUACGGCAGCCAGGAAUUCCAGCGCCGGGACAUCGAAGUCCUGAAGAUGAUGCUGGAUAACCAUCGCACGGGCUGCGUCAUGGAGUGUGGGUUGGCCAGUUUGACGCGACCUGUGCAGGAUCAUCUGCGUCGUUAUGCCCAGUCCAACCCCGUCGUCCAUCUGCUGCGCGAUAUCGGUCGCAUUCAGCAAUUGCUUGGCUUGGAGGACCAGGCGGUACGGUUAUUCCGUGAGGGGGAUCCGAUGCAUCGGAUGUGUUCGAAUUUCGAAUUCUAUAAUCUUGAAGAUCGGACACGUGCGUCGGACGAUGGGAGCCCAGAUCGCCGGUCUGCGGAUUAUUCUUUCAAGUUGCAAGAGGUGAAAGAGGAUUUCACCCGGUUUGUGCAGUUCAUUACUGGACUUGAUGUGAACUAUUCGAGCUAUGACUCGCCGUUCGUUCUGCUAGAGACGCCACCAGAACUACGCUCUUUCACCCACGCUAUCUUCGUGCGAUCUUCAGAUCUGAUCGCCGACAAUGUCAAUCUGACCGAGCUCGAGUCUGGUGGAGAUGCUAUCGAGCUGUGUAUCGAUCGCUGGAACCCGGAUAUGGCAGCCACUGUCAGCAAACAGGUCUCUGUCCUGCGUCGAAAUGCGCGGACGCCUGUGAUCCUCUCCGUUGACACCUCCACCGGCAUCGGUUUCCCGGAACCAACCACCUCUUCUUCUCGGCCUUACUUUGACAUACUCGAGCACGCUCUACGUCUGGGUGUAGAAUAUCUUGUUGUGGACCUGGCCCAAGACCGAUCCCGGCUGGCUGGGACUAUCAAAGGUCGUGGGAAUACCAAAAUCAUCGGCCAGCAGGUCUUUGAACCAUCUUCCCCAACUACGUGGGAGAGCGCAGGCUGCGUCGCCAUCUACAAUGAAGCUGAAAAGCUCGGCUGUCAGCUUGUUCGCCUCCUCCGGGUCGCAACAAAGCGCGAGGAAAAUGCGGCUGCGAUUGAAUACUCCAAUAAAAUUCGAUCGCUCCCGGGAGAUCACCCACCGCUCAUUGCCUAUAAUAUUGGCGCCCUGGGUCGCACCUCACAAGUUUUCAACUCGAUCCUCACUGCAGUAACACACCCCGCGAUCACUCAGUCCGCUGGGAAUAAACACGACCCGCAAAUAACCUCUCGCGACGCCGUCCGCGCACUCUUCCACAGUUACGUGCUGGACCCGCUCAAGUUCUACAUCUACGGAGAGAACGUCACCUACAGUCUAUCCCCGGCAAUGCACAAUGCUGCACACCAACACUGCGGUAUGGGCCACACCUACAGCAUCCCCGACUCGCCCUCUCUCGCAGUCUUAGACCGACUGGGCCGAGAUCCGCACUUCGGGGGAUCCAGCGUCGUGCAGCCAUGGCGCGUACAGGUAUACCAGAAGCUCGCUUCGAAGAGCCGACACGCCGAAGCCAUCGGGGCAAUCAACACAAUUAUGCCGCUCCGUGGACACGCGGACGGAACAAUGUUCCCACUCCAAGAACAAGCCAGCCGACGCAACCAAGCCGGGCGCGUGCUGGGUUGGUACGGUGAGAACACCGACUGGGUCGGGAUAAUGACGUGCAUAAGGCGACAUCUCUCGCCGCGUAACGCAAUUAGCGCAAAAACGACAGGCCUAGUUAUUGGCGCGGGCGGUAUGGCGCGGGCCGCCAUCUAUGCCAUGCUCCGACUUGGAUGUCGGAAGAUCUUCAUCUACAACCGCACGCAGUCGCGUGCCGAGGAAGUCGCGCGACAUUUCAACUCCUGGGCGUCGUCGCAGGUGGACUCGGCUGAGGUGGUUUGUGUCUUGCAGUCGCUUCGAGAAGACUGGCCCGCGGAUGCUGCUCAGCCUAGUCUCGUUGCCUCUUGUGUACCGGCUGAUCCAGACCGAGAUGAACCACCGGCGAACUUUGAAAUGCCCGUGCAGUGGCUUGGGAGUCCUACUGGAGGUGUGAUACUCGAGUUGGCCUAUAAACCCCUCGAUACACCCCUUCUGCGACAAAUGCGCCGAGUCCGGAGCGAGACUGGACGACCUUGGGUCUUGUCUGACGGAUUGGAGAAUGUAACCGAACAGGGCAUUGCUCAGUUUGAGUUGAUGACAGGUCGCAAAGCACCUCGGCGGCUUAUGACCUAUGAGGUUCUACGCAAUUAUGUGGGUGACAGUGGGCGUUUUGACGAGGAAACUAUUCAGGCUCGUUUAGAUCGUGUUUGGUCUCCGAUGACUCGGGAAAAGGAGUAG